CGUUUAAGCUGUUAAUGCCUGCGCACUAGCAUCCACGUUUUUCAUCGGCACGUGUGAACAACAUUCACACGUGUGGAAUAAAAAACCCGGGAAGUCUUCCCCUCCCCUUUUUCCGUCUCCAUUUUCUCUCUCGUUUUCUUCGUCGGGAAAAUUUCAAAGUUUCUCGCUAUCCAAACACCCUCCGGAUAAUGAAGGAAAAUAUGAGCAGUGAGAAAAGCAUCGCAAUCGUCAAACAUGACAAUGGCGAGGUCUCCUCUGAUCUUCCUGCAGCUGCCGCAGCUCUUAGCCCAGAGGAUCGUGCUGAUCUUCUUAAUGCACUCAAGGGCAAGCUCCAGAGCCUGGCCCGAAAAAGAACAGAUUUUCUGAAAACUCUCACGCCUAAGGUUCAGAAACGUGUACAGGUUCUGAAGAACAUGCAGGUUGAGCACGAUGAACUAGAGGCAAAGUUUCUUGAAGAGAAAGCGGACUUAGAGGCCAGAUACGAGAAGCUCUACGAGCCACUUUUCACAAAGAGAUACGAAAUCGUAAGUGGCGAGGUUGAAGUCGAACUAGAACAAGCUGAAGAUGUGGUGAAAGGAUCAGACAAGGACAAACGAGGAAAAGGAGUGCCCGGUUUCUGGUUGAAAGCUAUGAAAUCCAAUGAGAUCAUCGCCAACGAGAUAACGGAGCGAGACGAGGAAGCGCUGAAGUAUCUGAAAGACAUCAGAUGCCGCAGGCUGGACAGAUCAAGAAGCUUCAAGCUGGAGUUCUUGUUUGAUCCUAACAACCCUUACUUCAAGAACUCGGUCCUGACCAAAACGUACCAUUUGGUGGAUGAUGAUGAUGGUGAUGGUGAUGAUGGGCAUGUUCUUGAGAAAGUGACCGGAACGGAGAUAGAAUGGAAUCCGGGAAAAUGCUUGACGAAGAAGAAGGUUGUAAAGAAGAAGCCGAGAAAAGGCAGCAAGCCCGUGACUAAGAACGAAAACUGCGAGAGUUUCUUCAACUUCUUCAAGCCGCCCGAGAUCGAUGAGGACAUCAUAGAUGAUUAUGACGAUGUUGAGUUCGAUAUGGCUGAAGAACUACAGAACCUGAUGGAACAAGACUACGACAUCGCGGUGUCGAUCCGGAAAAAGUUGAUUCCACAUGCUGUUUCAUGGUUCACCGGAGAAGCUCUCCGUGAAGAUGAUGAUGAAUGAUGAAGAUGAUGAAAUGAUGAUGAUGACGAUGAUGAUGGUGAUGAUAAGUAAACAAGAAUGGUGUAGACGGAAUGGAUAGCAAAUCUUUUUUUUUUUGUGUUUGUGAAAUUUAUACAUUUGAGAGCUCUGCAGUUCAAGACCAUUCGAGGGGAUGAUGCUUACUUACAUUUUCCACCACAUACCAUAAAAGAUUUUUUUUUCCGAUGUCUUUCUCGGUUUAGAUUUAAUUGUAAAAUAAAUUAUUAUUCGCUUUGAAAGUUUGAACAUCUUA
Tarenaya hassleriana is the source of this 1446-nucleotide messenger RNA. RefSeq names its product nucleosome assembly protein 1;4. Gene Ontology annotation, biological process: nucleosome assembly. Lineage: Eukaryota; Viridiplantae; Streptophyta; Magnoliopsida; Brassicales; Cleomaceae. Gene Ontology annotation, cellular component: chromatin; nucleus. Gene Ontology annotation, molecular function: chromatin binding; histone binding. The record is from RefSeq and is a predicted model, not a curated record.